AGGAUAUUACAAGUUAAGCCAAGUAGGACAGUACGUUCUAGCUGUGCAGAAUUUCCUAGCUGUUCGCUUUCUACAAUCGCCUAAUACCUUUCUUUCCGAUUGUACAAUCAGCAAGUAUUCCUAAUUGAGAGUACUUAGCUCUCAUUUCUUAGAAUAUGUGCAAUCAUGAUGGUGCGUCAACUUCUGUUUGUCAUCUCUGAGUACCUGAACGAAAACGGUUGCGUGCGUUUAUCAUCGUAAAUCCAUCCCUACAUUUUGCAAUAUGUUUGACCCUUUCAUUGUUUUCAGUUCUGUUAUAUUAUUACACUACGCACCUCAUCCUUUACAGUACUGUCAAUGAUAUCUCGUACCUACCACGCUAACGUGGUUGCCUGGGCCUAUCAAAACGUCCUGACCCCCUUACUGCUCCAACGUGGUCAUAUCUGUUUGAAUAUGAAUAAAGCCAUAAAUCUAGUCUCGCGCGAACCUCGCGAACAGAUAGAUGUCAAGAAGCCCGUUUGAUAGACGUCACUCAUUUCGCACACUCUUUUUGCUCUAGAUUCGCGUCAAUGGAACACCGACAGUUUGACAAAGUUCAAGAGACACCCUUGCCCGAAGUUAAGGUUCCGUCGCCCAAGACGCAAAGACGCGUACAAAGGCGGCAGGUUCGUCAACUGCACGAACGAGCGGAGCAUUUCGAUGUACGCACUGUAUAGCAAGAAGACGGCCUCAUGGCUCUUGUGAUCGUAGGUGUCCUGUUCAUGGUAGGGAUCAUCACUGUCAGCGGACAAUUCUGCACACCGCAGGAUGCAGUCGCGCACGCACUCGAGCAAGCACCUGACGCAUUGAAGUUGAUGCAACAACAAAGCAGACCAUUCUUCCUGGUGUAUCACUCGAGGAACAGCUCGUUUCACCAUGCGUACCCUUGCCUGCGGGCUGCAAGGAUCACACCUGUGCUCAACAACAGAACCAUAUACCUGUACGAUUACAAGUCGACGACAGGAAUCAAAUUCGAUUUAAGGGGUGUAGGUCUCGACAAAACAGACGAAGCUUAUCUACACCCUAACGAAUUCACCAUCGAUAUCGGCCAUGGACAUGAAAAUAUCCUGCAAGACUUCCAAGUUAUAUACACUGAUUACAGACAUUGCGUCCUCUUUUGGUCCUGGAGCUUAGGCUACCAAGUGUGGGUGGAGUCAUCCUACCUGAAAACAAGGAGAAAGGUGCCCGAAGUUUGCUACCUCGUUUACGAGCUGCUGGAGCCACGUACGCGACACGUUGUUUACAAAUGGAAGAUGUGCUAAAAAUAAACGCCCUGCAGAGGUACAUGGGUGUGCUUUUGCUUUCGACGCUACGAUAGCAAAUAUAAGUCGUGGCAUUUUA
This is a messenger RNA of Dermacentor andersoni, 1359 nucleotides long. RefSeq lists its product as uncharacterized. Lineage: Eukaryota; Metazoa; Arthropoda; Arachnida; Ixodida; Ixodidae. The record is from RefSeq and is a predicted model, not a curated record. Gene Ontology annotation, molecular function: amine binding. Gene Ontology annotation, biological process: symbiont-mediated perturbation of host defenses.